AUGUCACUUUGUUUGUCUCAGAUAUUCCUAGGAUGUCUCCCUGAAAAUCAGAGUCAGUGGGUGGAGUUUUCUAACAAAUCUAGAGCAAUUUACAAGUCACUAAAGCAAACAAGUCCAUGGAAUCAGUUCUUUCAAGAUGGUGAACUCAAACAAACAAUAACUCAAGAUAUUGUCCGAACUCAUCCUGAUCAACAGUUCUUUAGACAACAAGAGAUUCAAAACUCAAUGUUGGAUAUUUUAUUCUGCUAUGCCAAGGAACACCCCGAUCUAGGUUAUCGUCAAGGUAUGCAUGAACUGUUAGCUCCUCUCCUGUUUGUACUACAUGCUGAAUGUAGAGAUGAUUUCUAUCUUUCUCUCUCCUCUCUCACUUAUAUUAGUCUUGAGUUAAAGGUAGUAAUGGAUCCAGAAUAUAUCGAAGCAGAUGCUUUCGCUCUCUUCUCAGAGUUAAUGGAGGGUAUGCAGAACUUCUAUCUUAGUGCAUCAUUAGAAGCUGAUUUACAUAAGACAUCAGCUAUUGCACGUAAACUCGACUACAUUCAUGACCUUUUACUUAAACGAGCUGACGAACAACUCUAUUAUCGUCUACAAGAUCUGGGAAUUCCCCCCCAAACAUAUGGCAUUCGGUGGAUCAGACUAUUGUUUGGACGAGAGUUCUAUCUGCCGAGUGUCCUACAACUCUGGGAUGCUUUGUUUGCUGAGGGUGUGUCUCUGGCACUAAUGGAUUAUAUCUUUGUUGUUAUGUUAAUACAAAUAAGAGAUACAU
Messenger RNA from Gigantopelta aegis, 763 nucleotides. RefSeq names its product TBC1 domain family member 5-like. NCBI's taxonomy places the organism in Eukaryota, Metazoa, Mollusca, Gastropoda, Neomphalida, Peltospiridae. The record is from RefSeq and is a predicted model, not a curated record. The annotation marks the transcript as partial. Gene Ontology annotation, biological process: activation of GTPase activity. The transcript is spliced from 7 exons. Gene Ontology annotation, molecular function: GTPase activator activity.